CUGAGAUCAGAGGCAAUGGCGAGCCAAGAGUCGAACAACCCCGAGCCAUGGAACAACCUAGAGGGUAAGGUGGUUUUGGUCACUGGAGCGUCCUCAGGUCUCGGCCGAAAAUUCUGUCUCAACCUCGCUCGAGCCGGCUGCAAGAUCGUCGCGGCGGCUCGCCGGACAGAUCGACUCAAGUCUCUCUGCGACGAGAUUAACCAUCCCGCAUUUUCUGGCUCUCCUUCAAACCCUAACACCACUGUCCGAGCCGUGGCCGUGGAACUCGACGUCACCGCCGAUGACCCUACCAUCGACGCGUCCGUGCAGAAAGCUUGGGACGGGUUUGGACGCAUUGAUGUAUUGAUAAAUAAUGCCGGCUUUAGAGGUACUGUGAAAAAUUCAUUGGAGUUGGACGAGGAAGAGUGGGGUAAAGGUAUGAAGACGAAUUUAAAUGGAACAUGGCUGGUGUCGAAACAUGUAUGUAGACGGAUGCGUGACGGGCAUCAAGGAGGCUCCAUCAUCAAUAUUUCUUCUAUUGUUGGCAUUAAUCGUAGCCAACAUGUUGGAGAUGUCGGAUAUGCUGCUUCAAAGACCGGAAUCAACGCUAUGACCAAGGUCAUGGCCAUAGAAUUUGGGAUGUACAAUGUGAGGGUAAACGCAAUAUCACCUGGACUCUUCAAAUCAGAGAUAACAGAGGGCUUACUACAAAAAAGUUGGCUGAAUAAUGUGGCUCUAAAAAUGGUUCCUCUACAAACAUUUGGCACCUUGGAUCCUGCAGUGACCUCCCUGGUGCGAUUCUUGGUUCAUGAUUCUUCUCAAUAUCUUACAGGCAAUAUUUUUAUUGUUGAUGCAGGCACUUCCCUCCCCGGUAUCCCAAUUUUCUCUUCCCUUUGAGUUUUAUUUUUGUUUUAGAAGGUUGGUCUUGGGCUUGGGUGGGCUCCGGUGUUGAUUCAAGUGUGAAGGCAAUUUCUAUUUAGCAAAUUUUACACCUCUUUAA
Molecule: messenger RNA, 979 nt
Organism: Vitis riparia (riverbank grape)
Lineage: Eukaryota; Viridiplantae; Streptophyta; Magnoliopsida; Vitales; Vitaceae
Product: 3-oxoacyl-[acyl-carrier-protein] reductase FabG-like
Exons: 3
Coding region: 16-876 (286 amino acids)
Molecular function (GO): oxidoreductase activity
Source: RefSeq, a predicted model, not a curated record